AUGGCCUUUGCCCUGCAAAGGUACCCCCAGGAGGCGUCCACCAUGCGACUACAGGUGAAAUGCCCCUGUGAGGAGCUGGCCUCCAGCUCCCGGCCAGGAGCUCAGGGUCGCGCGCGGCGCCCGCCGCAGACAAUACGCCUGCCGGCUGGAGCGCCCCGCACGCUGCCGCGAUCGCCCCCGCCGCCACCGACGCGAGGUGAGUCCGAGCCCUCCCGCCGCUGCCGUGACCCCAGCCCCGCUGCCCAGCGCCCCUCCGCCCAGCCCGAGCCCGGCAGAGAAGAAAUGUCUCAAGCAGGACCCUUCUCCAGGGACCUCUUUCUGGACACCUUCCUGCAUGAGCAUGGCCCGGAGGCGCCGGAGGUUCCCGGCAUGACCGAUCUCACGGAGUCUUCCCCUCACAGUGACAACCCCGACUACGUGGCCAUGCGGCUGGCCUUCAUCGGGGACGAGAUGGAAGUGAGAUGGACGCUGCCCCACAUCGCCGAGCUGCCCGGGGUGGCCGUGUACAGCCUGGCUUUCACCUACAACCAGACAGGCCUGAGGGGCGUUCUUAGAAGUUUUAUGGAUGGUCUCACUAACCUCAGGGAGAACAUAAGGUUCUGGAGCUUACUGACCCGCAGGGACAGGGUGUCCCCCGGCCGGCGACGCGGGCUGGCGCUGCCCAUGCUGCUGCUGCUGCUGCUGCUGCUGCUGCUGGGCUGGGGGCGCCACCUCCUCCAGUGACGCCGCUGCCGGCCAGCGUGGGGCGGGGCCGGUCCCCUCCCCUCGACCACCACCCUGGAGGUGGCCUUGUUGGUUUUGUUGUCUUUUUAACUGUUUUCUGAUGAUCCUUUUUUUAUAUUUAAACUCUGAGUGCUGGGACACUUACCGAGGUUUCAUACUAGUUUUUUCUCGUUUUUUGUAAGAGAAAUGAAUUCACUGUACCUCUGGGGUGGUUACUGGUUAACUGCCCGGCCGAGGCCUGGCUGGGCCUGCUCUCCUGGCCCCAGCCCACCCUGCAGCGGCCUGUCCGAGGAGCUUCCUCUCUUGGUGGGUCGUGUGCAGGGCCAGGGGUAGUGCUGGCCACACCCCGAUGUCGGUGACGCCCAUGGCAAAGAGGAAAUCUGCUGGAAUAGAUUUCUGAGGGGUGGGGAGAGCUCAAUAAAAUGUUGGUUUCCA
Diceros bicornis minor is the source of this 1158-nucleotide messenger RNA. RefSeq names its product BCL2 interacting killer (gene BIK). The transcript is spliced from 6 exons. The coding region runs from base 1 to 723 and encodes 240 amino acids. Gene Ontology annotation, biological process: apoptotic process; male gonad development; apoptotic mitochondrial changes. Lineage: Eukaryota; Metazoa; Chordata; Mammalia; Perissodactyla; Rhinocerotidae. The record is from RefSeq and is a predicted model, not a curated record.